AUGUUGUUCUGCUGCUGCGCAGCGGAAGAGGAGAAAGAAGCGAGCAAGAUGUCUGAGGAGCACUUCAAGGGUUUGGUGCAGACCGCCCCAGCAAUGACUGAUCCGGAUGCAGUCCCGGACACCUUCACCAUCAAGUUGUUGCCUGCCGACGGGAAGCAUGGGCUGCAGGUUGAUGCUACGAAUCCCGUGUGCACUGUCAUCAAGGACAUUCUGCCGGGGGGAGCCAUCGAUAAUUGGAACCAGAACAAGCCAGACCUCAAAGUUAAGAAGCUAGAUCGCAUCGUGGAAGUGAAUGGUAUCAAGGGCCCGGCGAUUGACAUCGCCAAGGCGCUGGACCUUUCCGACACCUUGAACAUCGUCGUACAACGGCCCGAACAGAGGGUACUGAAGCUCCAACGCCCUGGAGAGAUUGGGAUGGUGUUAAACUACAAGAAGAUUGGUUCAGCUGCCCCGUGGAUUUCGAAGAUCACGCCAGGACUGCUGACGAAAUGGAACCAAGAGAUGCCAGACCAGGCAGUUCAGCUCCACGACCGUAUCGUGGCCGUGAACGGCGCACAGGGUCGACCGGAAGAGAUGCUGUGCCGUGGCGGGAAGAGAAUUCUGCCAGCGCUGCGAACGUUACUUCAUGGUUCGAUUGCACGCAACUUCUUGGUAACUUGCCUUUACCUUGACCGAGCUUGA
Molecule: messenger RNA, 681 nt
Organism: Symbiodinium sp. CCMP2592
Lineage: Eukaryota; Dinophyceae; Suessiales; Symbiodiniaceae
Source: the annotation of a GenBank genome assembly